Messenger RNA from Aureobasidium musti, 1434 nucleotides. Lineage: Eukaryota; Fungi; Ascomycota; Dothideomycetes; Dothideales; Saccotheciaceae. The record is from the annotation of a GenBank genome assembly.
AUGAAACCCGAUGCUGUUGUCGACCUCUCAUCGCCACAACCUGAAAAACAACUGGAAUCAGUCGCCCGUGUUCAGGAUCCGGUGAACACUGCGCCGUUACCCCAGCUUAUCGACCAAGACGAUCUCGAAGACGGCGUCGACCUCGAUGUUAGUGAUGAUUCUGAGGAUGAUGAUAGUGAGAUCGCCGAGUCUGCCUUGACAGAUGAAUUGGAACGCGCCGAGUUUGAACCAUACACAGAUGAUGAGGGAAAGGAGGUCCGCGAAAGGCUACGUCGACUUGGACCCAACAGGUUCGUGGAGCAGACCAUCUCUUCUGGUGCAGUGAGCGUAAGAAAGCUUGUCACAGCUUUUGGUGUGAGGCCCGACCUACCCUAUCCCACCAUCUGGUACUACCAAAUCCUCGGUCGAUGCAUUCAACGUGAGCUUAGAAGGCGACAAAAGCUCGAUGACUACAACACCAUCGAUGAUGCCGUCUCAUUACUCCAAAAGUCCAAGAAUAUCAUGGUCAUCACUGGCGCUGGCAUUUCGACCAGUCUUGGUAUUCCUGACUUCAGAUCGAGGAAUACUGGCUUCUACUCUCAGCUUCGAGCUCGCGGAUUCGAGAGCCCUGAAGAUGUGUUCGACAUUGAGAACUUUGACAACGACCCUACACAUUUCUAUGGAUUGGCCAAGGAAAUCUUGCCCGUCACUGACAGAUGCUCACCCACACAUGCAUUCAUCAGACUGCUUCAGGACAAGCAGAAGCUGCUUACCAACUACACCCAAAAUAUCGACAACAUCGAAGCUUUCGCUGGCAUUGAGCCCGAGCGGUUGAUCCAAUGCCAUGGUUCAUGGGCCACUGCAAGUUGCCGUAAAUGUCAUACCGAGGUCCAAGGCGAGGUCAUCUUCGAGGAUGUUCGGCAUCAACGAGUCUCGCUUUGCCAAACUUGCCUGGACAUUAUUGAAAAGCAACCGCGCAAGCGCAAGCGCAUAUCUAACGGCAAGUCAAAAUCAAGAUCGAGCCACUCCGAUUCUGAAGAUGAUGGCCGCUACGAUGUUCCUCAGCCUGGCCCCAACAUUACUUUCUUUGGCGAGAAGCUGCCCAACCGCUUCUUCGACAGACUUACAGAGCACGAUGCCGCCAUAGUUGAUCUGAUCAUCGUCAUUGGCACAUCUAUGAAAGUCGCCCCUGUCUCCGAGAUUCCUAACUAUGUCGACGAAAAGGUGCCUCAGAUCUACAUCUCGCGCGAACCAGCCGACCACAUCAACUUCGACAUCACACUCCUCGGCUACUGCGACGAUGUGGUAGCUGAACUGGCCAAACGUGCUGGCUGGACCAUUGACCACGCAAAAGUGACCGAUGCACCUCUGACAGCCACACCUGGACCCAAGACUGGUCAAUGGAUCAUUGCACCACCAGCGGCCACCAAUGACGAUCCUCCGACCUCUGAGUAA